Molecule: messenger RNA, 441 nt
Organism: Medioppia subpectinata
Lineage: Eukaryota; Metazoa; Arthropoda; Arachnida; Sarcoptiformes; Oppiidae
Source: the annotation of a GenBank genome assembly
UUGCGGACAGACAUAGAGAUGGGCCGACAGGUGACGGGUGCGGCCAAUCCGACGGUACUGUAUGUGAGCGGAGGUAACACUCAAGUGAUUGCUUACAGUCAUCGGCGGUACCGUAUAUUUGGCGAAACGCUGGACAUCGCUGUCGGCAACUGUUUGGACCGAUUCGCCCGAGUCUUGAAAUUAUCCAACGAUCCGAGUCCUGGCUAUAACAUCGAGCAAAUGGCCAAAAAGGGUCAGAAGUAUUGUGCGCUUCCGUAUGUAAUCAAAGGCAUGGAUAUGUCGUUUUCGGGUCUCCUGUCGUUCAUUGAAAAAAGGGCCGAACAGUGGAUCCAAAGCGGGGAAUACACGGCCGAAGACCUGUGCUAUUCAUUACAGGAGACGGUGUUCUCGAUGCUGAGACCUAUUGCACGCAACGCUUUCGUAUCGACGAAGUGGAGGUGA